AUGGCCUGCCCACCACCACCAGUUCCUAAGUCUGCAACCCUUAAGUCUCACAAGUCAUCAGCUGGGAACACCUCUCUCUAUGGGGACACAGAAGUCUUUGAGUGCUUGCCACACCAUGCCAUGUUUGGAAAUGACACAAUUACGUGCACAGCCCAUGGAAACUGGACUAAAUUGCCAGAAUGUAAGGAAGUAAAAUGCCCCUUCCCCUCGAGGCCAGACAAUGGGUUCGUGAAUUAUCCUGCAAAGCAGGUGCUUUUUUAUAAGGAUAAAGCCACAUUUGGUUGCCAUGAUACAUAUUCACUGGAUGGCCCAGAAGAAGUGGAGUGCACCAAGAUGGGAAAUUGGUCUGCUCUGCCAAGCUGUAAAGCAUCUUGCAAAAUAUCUAUUAAGAAAGCCACAGUGUUGUAUCAAGGAGUGAGAGUGAAGCUCCAGGAACACUUUAAGAACGGAAUGACGCAUGGUGACAAGGUUUCUUUCUUCUGCAAAAAUAAGGAGAAGAAAUGUAGCUACACCGAGGAGGCAAACUGCAUUGAUGGCACCCUUGAAGUCCCCAAAUGUUUCAAGGAGCACAGUUCUCUAGCUUUCUGGAAAACGGAUGCUUGGGAUGUGAAGCCAUGCUGA
Molecule: messenger RNA, 621 nt
Organism: Onychomys torridus (southern grasshopper mouse)
Lineage: Eukaryota; Metazoa; Chordata; Mammalia; Rodentia; Cricetidae
Gene: Apoh
Product: apolipoprotein H
Exons: 4
Coding region: 1-621 (206 amino acids)
Source: RefSeq, a predicted model, not a curated record